Molecule: messenger RNA, 1007 nt
Organism: Entelurus aequoreus (snake pipefish)
Lineage: Eukaryota; Metazoa; Chordata; Actinopteri; Syngnathiformes; Syngnathidae
Product: transcription factor JunD-like
Exons: 1
Coding region: 125-991 (288 amino acids)
Biological process (GO): regulation of cell population proliferation; regulation of transcription by RNA polymerase II; regulation of cell cycle
Cellular component (GO): transcription regulator complex
Molecular function (GO): transcription factor binding; DNA-binding transcription factor activity, RNA polymerase II-specific; RNA polymerase II cis-regulatory region sequence-specific DNA binding
Source: RefSeq, a predicted model, not a curated record
AUUUUUUCAGGGCUAGGAGGCGACCAUUGCCCGGCAGCGGUGCCAGAAGGAAGGAGGACGACGCCGAGGAGAGUUUCAUGGGAGACAUCCGCUCCGUGUAGGCGCCCUCCGGUGAGGGUGUAGAAUGGAAAGGAGCUUCUAUUCGUCCGCCAGCUUCUCGCCGCGCAGCGCCAUGAUGAAGAAGGACGUCCACCUCAGCCUGGACGAACACGCAGCCGAGCUCAAGACCGCCGCCGACGGCCUGCUCAACUCGCCGGACCUGGGGCUCCUCAAGCUGGCCUCCCCGGACCUGGAGCGCCUGAUCAUCCAGUCCCACAGCAACGGCGGCCACCACGCCGCGUCCCAGUUCCUCUACCCGAAGUCCGCCAGCGACGAGCAGGAGUUCGCGGAGGGCUUCGUGAAGGCUCUGGAGGACCUCCACAAGCAGAACCAGCUGAGCGAGGCGGGCUGCGACCGACUGGAGCUCCUGGGAGGCGCCGGCGCGGUGGGCUCCUCGGGGCUGCACGACCUGCCGGUCUACACCACCCUGAACGGCUACGCGGGCGCCACCGCGAUCAACUACACCACGGACACCAUCCCCUUCCCGCCGCCGCCGACGGCGCACCUCAGCCCGCAGCAGCAGCAGGCGGCGACCGCCGCCGCCUUGUCGCGGCUCCAGUCCGGCUUGAAGGACGAGCCGCAGACCGUCCCGGACAUGCAGAGCCUGGGCGACAGCCCGCCCCUGUCGCCCAUCGACAUGGACAACCAGGAGCGCAUUAAGGCGGAGAGGAAGAAGCUCCGCAACCGGAUAGCCGCCUCCAAGUGCCGCAAGCGGAAACUGGAGAGGAUCUCCCGGCUGGAGGACAAGGUGAAGACGCUGAAGACGCAGAACACCGAGCUGGCGUCCACGGCCUCCGUCCUCCGCGAGCAGGUCGCCCAGCUCAAGCAGAAGGUGAUGAACCACGUCAGCAGCGGCUGCCAACUUUUGCCCAACCAAGUCCAAGCUUACUAAGGUUGAACUCGUUUUU